Pseudogymnoascus destructans is the source of this 957-nucleotide messenger RNA. RefSeq lists its product as uncharacterized. The transcript has a single exon. The record is from RefSeq and is a predicted model, not a curated record. NCBI's taxonomy places the organism in Eukaryota, Fungi, Ascomycota, Leotiomycetes, Thelebolales, Thelebolaceae. Bases 1 to 957 code for a protein of 318 amino acids.
AUGCGGAUGUUGAGCGGCUUGCACGGUUUAUUCCCCUCUUUCUGUCUAUUUCGACAAAUGGUUGACUUGCUAUGCUUGCUUCAGCAAGAAGGGAUUGAACAUGGCGAUAUUAGACAAGGCACUAUCAUUGUCACACAUCGCCCAUUCAAAGUGCGUCUCGCUGGGUUUUCGGAAUGCACCGAGGUGGGUGCAUCCUUGGGGUUGGAUGUUGCCGACCUCUGUCGUACGUAUAAAUUGGUAGCUGUCAAUACGUCCGACCACUUUGGAUCCGGGAAUGCGGAGAAGGAAUUAAUGCGAGGAGAUCCAGAAAUUACGACCCUCGUCCAUCGAGUAUUGAGCUGUGAAUCUGGGAAACGAAUGUCGGCAUCCGAUGUAAAUAGCCAUAUCCACAAUCUUGUUGGCGAUGCAUUAGGUGAGCCAUUUGCCAUGGCCACUGUUGCAAGAUCAUGGAAGCUGAGAAUGCGUCGUGAAGGCAAAGAUGUGUUCGUGGAAGUGGCUGCAUUACUUGACAGACUUCUAGCACAACGCCGAAAUCCCGAUCCCAUGAGGAUACGCUCGUGGGCCGAAUCUUACGCCCAUAAUUUCCUAUGCAAACGAAAAACAUAUGAUAGGGUACAAUUCUGUACGAGCAAGCGGGCAUUAAGAUUCUGCAGUAAAUUCAAUCUGGAAGAGUUCCAUCGGAUCAUUGAGACUGAAGUCUCCAAGAAGCGGCGAAGUUCCGGGAGUGAAAUUAUAAUACGCGAAGGAAAACCGGAACGUUUUCAAGUUAGCUAUCAUGUGUCAACGAUGAUGUUCAAUCUUUCCCACAUAGCUGAGGUUCUAGGCUGGAGACCGGAUUUUCUGAAGGAUUUGUCGAACCUGAGACGUUUCAGGAGGUAUACGACGAACAGUGGGGUGGCACUUACGUUAACCAAAACUUCUGUAGCGCUUUCCUUCAAGGACGACAUGAUGGUAUAA